AUGGCUCAAGCUAAUAAUGCCUUACAGCCUUUAACUUUGGACCCACUUAAAUUCCUUCAAAGAUUGCCGGACUUUUCUGGAGACAGAAAAGAGUUAUAUUCAUUUAUUGCACUUGUUGAUAGAAUCAACCCCAUUCUCAUUCAAUACGAUGAGCUUUCCCAACUUUUAUUUUUUGACAUAAUUAAAAGCAAACUUAAAGAUAAGGCAAAAGAGACUAUGGAAAUCAAUUUCCAUGCCCAAUCGUGGACAGAAAUUAGAAUAAUUUUGAUGAAUAAUUUUGGUGAAAAACAUAGUGUAGAAGAGUUAUAUGACAGACUUAGAUCUGUAGUUUUUAAAACCAAUGCCAUAGAUUUUUAUAAUGAAAUCAAGGAAAAACUCCGAAGUUUAAAUAACAAAACAUCGACUGAUUUUGGAAUUAAUGCAAACAGCGAGCAAACAGCUAGAAAUAAUAUGAAAACCGCUCUUAAUAUUUUUAAAGAAAAAAUACCGGAACCCAUGAGAACUAUUCUAGCUUGCAGAAAUCCAAACACGCUUGAAGAUGCAAUGGAUAUUCUUUUUAACUCAGGAUAUGCCAAUUAUGGAGUUAAGAAUAGAAAUAACACUUUUAAUAGACUUGAUAACUCGAAUAAUAGAAGUAGAAUAUAUACAAAUGUUAGCAGUAAUUAUGAAACACAUGAAAACAAUGGAACAGGCCAGCGUUUUAAAACAAAUAGAAACAAAUAUUUUACGAAUAGAUGGGAAACGCAAAAUAACCAGACUGAUAUAAGUAGGCAGACUUAUAACAAUAAUAGGUUCCAACAUAACAGUAAUAAUAACAACAGUAAUAGGAAUAACUAUCAAUAUAACCCUAAUAACAGACAAAACUUUAGAAACAAUUUUACAAAUUCUCAAAGUCACCCAUCUUUACCAGAACCAAUGGACAUUAAUUAUAUUCAAGAUUCCAAUAGACCUGUAAUCUCGAAUUUAAAUAAUAACAAUAAUAACACUAAUCGAUAUAGCUAUCAAUAUAAUUAUAAAACCGGACAACAUUUUAGGAACAAUUUUACAAAUUCUCAAAAUCAACAAUCUUUCGAAGAUCCAAGGGACAUUAACAUUAUUCAGAAUUCAAAUAGACAAGAGAGAAUGCCACAAAAUACUUCCGUCAUAAAUUAUUCCACUAAUACACAAGUUCCUCAUCAUAUUCCAUUAAAUCAAAAUGAGACAAUACAAAAUUUUCCUUUUCAAGCCUCUCCGGAGAGCUACCAUAUAUAG
Messenger RNA from Calliphora vicina (urban bluebottle blowfly), 1251 nucleotides. RefSeq lists its product as uncharacterized. The coding region runs from base 1 to 1251 and encodes 416 amino acids. The record is from RefSeq and is a predicted model, not a curated record. Lineage: Eukaryota; Metazoa; Arthropoda; Insecta; Diptera; Calliphoridae. The transcript has a single exon.